Molecule: messenger RNA, 44204 nt
Organism: Podarcis lilfordi (Lilford's wall lizard)
Lineage: Eukaryota; Metazoa; Chordata; Lepidosauria; Squamata; Lacertidae
Source: the annotation of a GenBank genome assembly
AGAGCCAUUGUGACAUCAGAGCAGAUCAGCCAAUGACACUGAGAGGGAGGCAACCUUUGAGGGGAGCAGCAGAGAGAAAGGGGGGGAGCACAAUUUGGAAGAAGAUCCAGCAACUCUAAGGCUCAGUACAAAAGUUAAAAGACUGGUGUUUUUUUGAGCCUUGUGAUGAGAGGGUCUUUUUAUGCUUGAGUGCAGAAUGCCAGGAACAAAGACACAUUUAUAGACCUCAGUGAGAGGAAAGCCUUGUUACUAGGCCCUCUGGUUAAAAAAAAAUAAGAAGAUUGUAUGCUUACUGAGACAGAGGUAGAGCAUAACAAACAAUAAAUACUUGUGCAAAGAAAAAAUGCACUCAAUCAUUAACCUCACAGGUGAUGGUAUGGGAGUUAUUUGGGUGCAGAAGCUAUAAUGAUGAUGAUGGUGGCUUUCCAAAAAACAAUUUAUUCCAAAAGGAGGGAGAAAGAGAUGUUUAAAAACACACACCAGUUGCAUGCAUGUGAAGUUAAGAUUGGAGCCUAGCAGUUCAGCCAGUUCAAAACAUCAGAAGCAGAUGUACAAAACUGUACCAUUAGCUCCGUAAGUGUACAGAAUUAUGCAAUAGAAGACAUCCACUAUAUUCUAUGGCACCAUGGAGAAUGGGCAAUGAGGACCUUGCUGACUUUUCAAAGGCACACGCUCCUGUGUAAACCUACAGGUGAGGAUAAAUAGCUUGUCUUAGGUUGCAUUCACACUAUACAUUUAAAGCGCUCUUAUACCACUACAACAGUCAUGGCUUUCUGCAAAGAAUCCUGGGAACUAUAGUUAGUUAAGGGUGCAGAGAAUUGUAUCUCUGGGGGGGGGGGUCUCUUAACAACUCUCAGCACCCUAAACAAACUACAGAUUCUAAGGUUCUUUGCAGGAAGCCAUGAGUGAGUGACAUUACUGAAUGGGCCGCUAAUUUCUUUGUUUCUCCCUAUGGAGUAAUAACUGUGCUCCUUGGUAGAAAAAGAUAAAAGAGAAGCCAGAGAUACUAUGUAGAUCAGUAAUGGCCAAACUUGGCACUCCAGCUGUUUUGGGACUACAACUCCCAUCAUCCCUAGCUAACAGGACCAGUGGUCAGGGAUGAUGGGAACUGUGGUCCCAAAACAGCUGGAGGGCCAAGUUUGGUCAUCACUGAUGUAGAUCCUAGUGUUUCAUAUUCUGCUUAUUUCUGCACAUCAUAUCUGAAAAGAAAAUUGUUGUUCAAGGCAAUCUUGAAUAACUAACAACUUUUCUUUAGAGUUGUUCUCUGGAGAGUAUUACAACAGUGCCUUGGACCCAAAUCCUGGGUGGAAUCUACACACACAUAAAAAAUGCUGUGAAAAUGUUUUUUAAAAAAAUGUUUUGGAAAAAUAUUUUGAAUUUGUCAUAGCUCAUCAUCGCCAUCUAUUGUGACAUUUGUAUAUUGUACUUUACAACACACUUAAAACAUUUUAUUUGCAGCUAUAUAGCUGAGUCCCUGGUCUUGUUCUGCCAACCCCUAACACUUAGUGAUGAUUUACUAUACAAGAACAAGAAUAAGCUAGCCCAUUUUCAUACUGGCACUUUAUUCAUUGUGGUUCUUACUAUUUUAUCAAAUAUUUCAGGAACAUAACAGUUGCACUCAGAAAUGUAUUAUUUCUGCUAUUAUUCUGUAGUACAAGAUAACAAAGGCCUUUCUGCAACUAUUUUAUCAAAUAUUUCAGGAACAUAACAGUUGCACUCAGAAAUGUAUUAUUUCUGCUAUUAUUUUGUAGUACAAGAUAACAAAGGCCUUUCUGCAGAAGGCAAUUUCUGUUUGUGACAUACAUUUUUAGUUCACUUCAGCAGCACUGACAGAAGGUGAACUGCCAUUUUUGCAGUUAAUGCAAGAACUUCCCUAUUUGCAUGUUCAAAUAUUACCCAGUUACAGAAGGAGGGCCUUGGCUGCAACUUCUGAAUCCCCAGAGAAACAUUGGAAACGUUUUUAACUGAGAUAAGGUUUAUUCAAGAAAGAACAGGACCUACAUUUUUUCCAGAAUAAACAUAAAAUGCAUUUUCAUUAAUGAACUCACCACUUAAAUGUUGAGGGUGCUAGUUGACUAAAGUUAUACUCUGAAUAGACAUUCACUGAAAUCAAUGGGCAAGUAUCUACACUACAACUUCAUUGGAUAUCAUCCUGAAGGCUAAAACAAAAGGACAAGAUUUAUGGGUUCUAAAAAAAUACUGAUAUUACUAGGUACCAUUUAAAACUAAAUCUUCAGCUUUCAGAAGGGGACGUGGCUUAGCAAGGCAGAAAAUGGCUGUUUGACUCCAGAGCUCCAGUGCCUGGAACCAUUUCCAUCAUUCAGGAGCUUCAGGGAAUUAAUCUCCCCAGGGCAUGUGUCUCUGAAAUAAAGGAAUGUCAGUAAAACAAACUUGUCAAAAACGGGUGGAUUUCUCCUAUUUUUUCCACCUGCAGGAGAAAGACAGGCUGAACACGGAGUCUUUGUCUAAGGCCAAGUCCAAUACGUUGCCUGCUCAAGCUGCUGUUGCUCAGAGGUAAAAGGAAAGAGACUACAACUUGCAGUGAAUGUGCAGCUUGGUUGUUCUUCAUGAGGGAAAUAGUAAAAGAAACAUGAAAGCAAUUAAUGACUCCAAUGGAAGGGACAGCUGAGAGAGAUUAAUGUGCAUCUGAACACUUUGACUGAGACUGCAAAAGAAAUAGGGCAGAUGCAUGCAAAGCAAAUUUGUUGAUUGCAAGCAGAUUACAAAGAGAAAAGGGAGAGGAGGCCGAAAAAUCAGGUGAGACGUGUGAAUCUUAUAUUUAUGUGGCUUUCAGGGAAAUGUGGAGCAUGAGGAUAUGUUUACUUUGCCCAAGCCCAAGAAGGGUUCCUUUCCCUGGGAUGUGGUAUUGUGUUUUGGCAGACACCAUAACAAAAUAAUAUGGAAGAAUGACGUUUGUAGGGUUGCAAGAAGUUUUGUGAGGAGUAUUAUUAGAAGUAUUGUAAAAAUGGACAAGGGGGAGGAUGAUUUGUUAAGAGAUGUAAAGGCAAUAUAAAGUUAAGAAAUGCAUAAGAAGUGGUUAAAACAGUGGAUCAUCAGAGGUGCUGAUGGAAGUCCAAAAGGAUUGUAUAAGUGAUAGGUUUUGUGGUACAUUUUAUAAUUUAUAUGUUAAAAUUAAUUUUAAAAAAUUAUUUAAAAAAAACAAAAUAAUAUGGAAGAAGCUAAGGGACACUCAAGACAUAUCCCAUGACAGAUGGCCUAUCAUGGUGCUAUAAGAUCCAGUCCCCCAAAAGCUUAGAAAGUAUCAAUGUCUAAAACCUUUUUACUAGAAAGCUGCAGGAGGCAGGGAUCCACCACAGAUUGGGGUUCCCAAUCAAACUGGUUCUCAUGAGAGUUAUAACGUCAUUAAUCGCAAGGAAUCACUGCAAAGCUAUAGAGUUGCUGGAAACGCUGUGCAGUAUCUGGAACUCCCUGCAGAAAUAACUAUGGAUGACCCCCAGGAAACAGGAAAUAAGGAAUUAGAAGAUCCCAGAUGCUGUAUGGGAAGAAGUGUCUGGAAACUGGCAUUCCAGGAGAAUAGCUCCAUAUAUACCCCAACAUUUAUUCCUGGUCAAUCCAUGUUCACACUUAUCAAGGUUUCACUGAGCACCUGUAGAAAUCUAUAGCAGUGACUCCAUUUUACCACCUACACACUAUUUCUGCUAAAUGUCUCUGCUGUUUUAUUUAGUAAUGGUGCUUUGCCACCGUAGCUUCCCCUUCAGAGUGAGUGCAUUAAUAAGAAGGGCACAUGUUUCAGUUGACUAGACAUGUGCCUUGUCUCUCUCCUUGUAGGCACUCAGCUAUGCAAAGCUGAAAACAAAAAGGUAGCUAGAGAGGUAGGGUUGUUUAAGGAAAUAACAUUGCAACCUGUGUGCUCAAACUAAUAAACGGCACUUCAGUGUGGAAACGGUAUUAAUCACAACGAGGAAAACAGUUCAUAUAGAAGAACUGGAUGAACCACUUUCUGGAGCCUAACAGCAGGAUUUAAUGGCUGUGAGAAAACCCUGUACUGUAAUAGGUGUGCAGGGAGAGGGAGGCAGGACAAGGUAGGCCUGGUUUACUCAGGCAUCUCCAUCAAUUGAUUUUUGUACAUUUGACUGGCUACUGACCAGGUGAAUUAACUCCAUGGAAAAUAACUGCAUUUAAGGGUAUGAACAUUCUCGUGUGUAUGACAGCCCAUUUCCACCCAGCAGUCAAGGCUGUUGCUUGCUUUUGCAGUCAUGGUGAUGAACCUCACGUAUUAUUCAACCCCUAGUCACGUCAGGCAAACUGAAACCACAUAUUUUGAAUGAAGUCAACCUAACUUCCCAAUAGAGAUAGGAAUACUAAUAGAAUAAGAACAGCUUGAUUUUUCACCCGGGAGGUUUUUAAAUAAGCAUUUGGCAGGAGAAUGUUUUGUGUAAUUUGUUCUACUGUAUCUACCUUCCAGACAGGUGUCAAAGCCCUAGUAUGCAAGGCCCAAUGAAAGGAUGUAGGCCUUGGUUGAAUCUUAAGGAAAGCUUCUUAAGUGUUCAAGUAAAGCAGCAGCCACCUAGAAGGGAACCAGUGGCCUUCUAGACGCUGAACUCCUAACUCCCAUCAGUUUCAGCCAGCAUGGCCAUUGAUCAGGGAUGGUGGGAGCUGAACUUCAGCACCAUCUGAAGGGACACAAUUUGGGCACACGUCAGGCAUGGAAAAUCUUUGCCGCAGGCCAAGGCAAAAAUCUAUACGGUCACAAAAUCUGGUGCUUCUACUCACAACUGAAACUUAACACACAGGGGAAAAUGAACUAUUCCAACUCAACAUACUUAGGACCAUACCAGUUUGCCAGCAUGAAGAAAACUGAAGAAAACUCUUAUUGUGGAAACUUUAAGAGAGUAGAACUCUGACCAUUCCUUAGCCCUCUGGCUGGGAUUAACUACAUAUUGUAUUUUUAAUGUGUACUCUUCUCUCUAGCCUACAGUGCACACACAAGAACUUACUUAUUGUAGGUCUUUAUCUCCCAAAUUUGUACCUGUCAGAAAAGCAAAGGACAGUCUUUUGGUCUUGAGAAUGUCUGCUCCUGAAUUUCAAUGCUGAAUAUUUUCAGAAGGGUAGCCACGUCAGUCUCUUGCAGCAAAAGCAAGCAGGAGUCUUGUAGCGCCUUAAAUACUGUACUAAUUUUUUCGUUAGCCUUCAAGGGGUCACGCAGACCUUCAGGAUGUCCUUGAGAGACCAGAGGCCAAACGUGGAUGUCAAAAUUCUGCGAAACGGGUUGCAAGGUAUUAUUGUUGUGGCCAAUAUUUUAUGCGGGAUACUACCGGACGUGCUAAGGCAACGGCCGGGUGAAAUCAUGGCCCGUUAGGCCUCCGAGCGCUCCUCGAUUUGAGCGCCCGCCGCAGCGUAUUGCCUGGGGCCGCGCUUGAAUCGAAAGGGUCUGAAAGACACCCGGCCUGCGCCAAGCCAGCUGCAAGUCUCCCCUGGGCCUCCAGAGGGCGGCCUCGGGCGACUAACUUUCUUCUCUCUGUGUGUGUCUAUGUACAAAGCAGGCUUCCCUCGAGGGGCGGCUGUUGCUUUAAGCUGGCCCUGGGGCGAGCGGAGAGGGGAAGCCAGAAGCUGCGCGGCGGGCCCCGGAGGUCCUUUCCCCCUGCGGAGAAACAAAACCACCUACGGGCGGCAACAGCAGCAGCAGCAGGAGGAGGAAGAAGAAGAAGAAGGAGAGCGUGUGCGAGUUUCGGAUCCGCUCGGCUCCCGCCUUAAGCGCCCCGCAUUGAAUCAGCGCGUGAAGCUCGAGAGCUCCUCGGCUGCGCUUGCCUCGGGCACUUGCGCGACGCUGCUUCUCCGCCUUGGAUCGCAAUCAGAGGAAGAAGAAAAGCGCUGACAGAUAAAGGCAGCAAGCCGCCGCCACCCCCCACCCCGCGCCGCCGCCGCUCCGCGUUGACAGGCAGCGGGAGCAACAGCAGCGGCCGCGGCAGCCCUCCCUGCACGCGCGCGCGCAACACACACAAGACGCACACAAGACACACACACACACUCAGGACACACACCGAGAGAGCCCGCCAGCCCUGGAGGAGGAAGGCAAGCCAGGAGCGGAGGGCAGCGGGGCCAAGCCGCAGCCCAGGAACUGAGGAAGGGCCGCCGCUUCUCUGCACGGGCAUCAUGUGGGUCUGUUUGUAAGAGGGGUUGGGGGGCCAGAUCCCCUCUCUUCGCCUCCCCCCCCUCGCUCUCCCUCCCCUCCCCCUAGCACAGGCGGCCACACACACGCACACACACACACACACACACCCCGACCGGGAGGAGGCGGCGGCGAGGGAGCCGCAGAGGCCGCUGGAAUAAUAAGAGAAUUGAUUGUGAAAAAGGAAAGCAGAAGAAAUAUUUCCUGGCAAGAUGGCCGACUUGGAGGCUGUGCUCGCCGAUGUGAGCUACUUGAUGGCUAUGGAGAAAAGUAAAUCCACUCCGGCAGCCCGGGCCAGCAAGAAGAUCGUGCUACCUGAGCCGAGGUGAGCCCGGCAAGGGGGGCAGGCGGAGGGGGCAGGUGCGGCGCCGGGGCCCCGCGCGAGGCGCGCCGGGCUUAGGAUGGGCGCUGGGUGUUUGUGUACGCGAGCGAGCGCAUAAAUGGGUCGGUAUAUGACUGAGCUUCGCUCUUCUGAAAUGCACCGAGCCGACUUGCCCUUGGCCCAAGCAGCAGGGACCGUGAUCUACCCCGUCCAUGUAGCGGGGUGGAAAGAGGGCUCGCUAAAGCGGCGUCUUUCCGUGUACGUGGUUGUGUUGAUAUAGUGUGGGCAUGAUGAUGGAUUGUCAGGGUGUCCUGUCUCUGCUUCCUGAUUCUUCAUUCGGCUGCUCAGAUCCUUGGAGAUCAUUCCCCCAGCACCUCUUGCAGUAGCAAACCCCCUCCUUCUCUGUUUUUUCCUACCCACACGUCACAAUUCCACCCACCUCAACACAAACACACAUAGUGAUUCUCUUUGUGUAUGUGUAAUAUACAAUUGUGUUAACCGCAGCAGAAAAGCAGGCUAGUAAAUCAGGCUGUAUAUAUGCCUAUAUAGUGCUUUUUUCUGAGCAGUCCAGCAACUGUGUUGCUGGGUGUUAUGAGGAGCAUACAGCUUGGCUCUGGCAGUGCCUGGAGUCGGCCUCAAGAUGCCCUAACCACUGUCUUCUGUUUUGGGUGGGUGGUUGGUUUGUUUUUGAAAAUCUGUGUGUACAGACCUGUGCAAUCCAACGCUGUGUCUUGGUAGUGUGCUGUUAGAUAGUGCCCAGGUCUUUGCCCACCUUGCAGCUGCCCUGAGUUCAAGCAGGAACUGGGGCUGCACAAACAACGUUGCAAGUGUGCGCAAAUGCAGUGCAAGGUCACCAUCGUGCAGAUAAGGGGAAAUGUGUUAGGCAGGGGCUCUGCUUCAUGUAAGGGCAUUUUCUUGCUGGGAGACACAAGUGGGAGCAUUAAGUCAAAAAAUCUGACUGGUCAUCCAGGUGGGUCAAAGGUGCUUUGGUUUCGGCCAACCAACCCUUAACUCUGCUUCCUGGCAGCAGUUACCAAGGGCAACAGGGUGGGGCCUGACAAGCAUCCUGCACCUUCAGCACAUGGGCAGAUGGAGGCCUUCCUCACUCUUCUUUCUUCCCUUCCACCUCCCAUGUGAUAUCUGGCUUACCCUACCCUUCCCUGUUCUAGCCAAUAACCUUGGGUUGUCCCCAUUGUAGGAGAAGUCUGUUCAAGCAGAACUGCUCCCCUGCCACUGAAGGCAGGACAGAGGGUCUCUGAGAAAGCUCCAAAGGGCCCCUUUCCGCAAGAAAUGGCAAGCGGCCCUUUCAGAGGAUGAUGCAGAUGUGUUACCAUGGCAAUGCCUGAAAGCCCCAGCAGCCUCUGUGCUCUUUUCCCCCCACACGGUUGCUGGUUUCAGUAUGGAAGUGCCCACAUGGGAACUUUGGGUGAAGUUCCAUAGCCUUUGGAGGAAAUAAUUUUGGGAUGCAUAGUGACGGUCCAGAGAGCAGCCCCUUCACUUGCAUCACAUCUCAGCUAAUAGUUGCUCACUGGCAACCCCCUGCCUGCCCGAGUCACAUCCCUGAGUCCAGUUUAAGAGAACUGUCUUGGGGUGGCAGAAUUUAAGCCAUCGUUUGCCCUUCUGCCCCUCCCUCAUCUCUUUCUGCACCACUUGUGAUGACAGUGUAACUGCUACUGCCUUCUCCUCCUUUCCUCUUCCUCAAAGUACACCAGGGAGGCCUUCAAUUCUCCCAGCUCAAUAGCCAUCUAUUUGGGGGGCAGGAGAGGGAGUAGGGGAGUGAAAGGCAAUAUUGACAAUAUAUCUACACAAAGGAGAUACUGUGAAAUUUGGCUUUUAGGAAAUUGAGCUGGGGAGAGCUAAGGGGUCAGAUUGCCAAUUAGGGAAGCAAGACUAUGCCCUAGAAGAAGCCUAAGGAUUAAGAGGCGUACAUGGAGGUCUUGCUGUGAUCACAGCACAGGGGCCUUAUUGAUAGCUUACUGAUAGGCAGAAAUAAGGUAGCUGGAAUGGUAAGGAAAGCAUGGGGAGGAGUGUCAAGGAUAUGUACAGAAUUUCAUUUGUUUGGAUUCAAGACAUCUGCUGAAAACAUGCCUUGGAGACUUCUUCCCAUUAGCUAGGAAGGAUCAGAUACAUCUCUUCUGCACAUCUCACUGUGGGAACCUUGCUGGGGAACUUCUAAAGUGUGGCCCCAUAAAUUUUGCCCGGGAAGCUGAUUUGGAGCAGGAGGAGAACAGGGUAAUUCCAGAAGAGGUUAAUUCAGGCAGAAGCUGAAGAAAUUCUUAGUUCCCCUAAUCUGAAUGCAUAAUAACAUGUAGAUCUUUUGGUACAGCCCAAUAGAAAACACGUGGAGGAGGAAACUGGGUUUGGGUCAUGAGCAGAGUGUGUGUUUUACAUUAAAAUAUGCAAGUCAAUAUAUUUGCAUAUUUAUUUUUUGCAUAAUUUGCUCUGUUCCUAGCAGUCAUGGGAGGCGGUGCAGGGAAGCAGUGCAGGGCACAGAAUCCCCACCUCUUGACCACUAGAAAUUUGACUCAUCCUCCCUGUGGCCUUGCACGCAUAUACUGUUGUAGAUCAAAAAUACAAGAAACUUGCUUUUUUAAAAAAAUGAAAAGCAAGAUUUGGGUGCCCAAGUAUAAUUUAUUUCCUUGCCUUGCAUGAUAUCGUCUUGGCACAGCAUACAUAGUCCUGUUCACAAAUCACAUUAUCUUGCUUCUCAGAGACAGAGCAUUCACUCUCAGACGCUCCAUAGGAAGGUGAGACUUAACAGAAACCACAAGCAGUGUGGCCCUAGCAUACGUUAUCUUUCAUCAUUGUUGCUUUGCUGGUGGUUGACCUAACAGCUUCCGUGUGUGUGUCUGUCUUGAAACAUAAGGGACAUACAAAUCACACCCUUGGAGCCUAGGUGGUGCCUCCAUUUUUUUUCAUGGGCUGUCUAUUGGAAUUGGGACAAAAAUGCAGAUACAUCCUCAGGAAGUUGUCCAGGAUUGGAACAAUAGAAGGAUGGAGAUUCUAGAGCAGUGGUGAGGAACCUAGUGCCCCCAGAUGUUGAUGUACUCUAAAUCCCAUCAAUUCCAGCUGGCACAGCCAAUGGUCUGGGAGUUGUAGUCCAGCAACAUCUGGAAGAGCACACCACCCCAUCCCUGUUGUAAAGAGAGGAACAUCAGCAAAAUUGGCAGGGGUGCUGUUGGGUACUUAAAGAACUUGAGGCACAAACCCAUGGCCCAAAUUUCCAUAGCCAUUUGCAUUGGCUAGCUUAUAUGUAUUUAAGAUGGUGGGUUUCUGAUGCUUAUCAGCAUUGCAUUUUGCAGUGUGCACAGCAAGUCAGUUAAAGGGGGAGGGAUGAGUUUUUUAAAAGGAAGAAAAGGGCAGGAGAUGCAGGCCAAGUGCAAACCUGGGUUUUGCAACCCCACCACAUCUGGAACAGCACCCCUGAAAGUUGCUGAAGGGGCUGCAUCCUCGUUCAUUACUGCAAAAGCAGGAACAUUCUGUUACAUCUGUUACAUUAAUUUAUGGCAUUUAUAUGCCACUUCAUUAUUAGCAUUUCUAGAAGGCAUACAUAAAAAUAAACCAUACAGAGAAUAAAACAGUAAAAAAAAAAUCACCAUAAAACCAAACAUAAACCCAAACCCUACCUUAAAAUGCUUGCUGAAAUAAGAAAGUCUGAGUCACAUGCCUGAAGUCCAGCAAUUUGUGUCUUACCUGUCCUGUACGUAGUUCAGAGGCAGCAUUUUAUCUUCACAGCCACCCUUUGAAGGUAGAUUAAAUUUGAGAUACAGCGACUUGCUAUCCGAUGAGAUUUGAGUCUCUGCUUCCCACCAACCAAGCUCACUGUGGCAGGGUACUGGAGACAUGAUCCUGAAGAUCUGGAAGACUCUGUCUACUCCCUCCUGGAAUGUCUUUUAUAGAUUCUACACAGACAUUCCAAGAGGGAGUGGAGGUAAUGAAACUCGGAACUGCUGCCCAUUCAAGAUCUUGGGGGAAUAAGAUGUCUAAGGUUUUGUUUAUUACGGUACAUUGCGCCAUACUUCUCUCCAAAGGAGCUGAGGGCCACACACAUUGUAUGUGGGAUGGUUUAGGUUGUGUGUGUGUUUGACUAACCAUCGCCACUCUUUGAACUUCAUGCCAAAGUGGAGAGUUGAGCUGAGGUUGCUCAGGGGUCGCUAAUCUGUCACUCUCCACACAUCGUUGGACUCCAGUGGCCCUAGCCGGCAUGGCCAGUGGCCUGGGGUGUUGACAGUUGUACUCCAUCCACAUCUGGAGGACCACAGGUCCUCCCAUUCCUCUUCCAUAUCAUGCAGAGCAGAAUUGUGGGACAGGGAUAGGAGGCCUCCCACAACCCCUAUUAUGGAGCACCCUGACUUUAAAUCACUCCCAUCGGUUUUCUCCGAUAGGCUUCAACACACUAAACUUCCUGCCCGAGCAACCUCCCCGCUGGUGCAGCCUCUCGUGUCCCUCCUCCUGCCAAAGUCAAGGCCCAGCUUCAAAGAAGACCUGUCUCUCUGGUUUGUCUGCCAGGAAAUGACGUCACCUUUGGUCGCAAUAGGCUAUUUGGGUCUGCUGCAAAGUAAGAAACUGCAGCACAUAGGAGAAUCAGGGUGACCUGCGUCCUGCUGACCCGCCACAGCACCCACUACAAGCUCUGCCUUUUUGUGCAGGUUUUAUAGCGGAACUAGGAAUGUGUCGGAGCCAAGGUGGUUGUGACAUUUGUGAGAGGGGAGAAUUCAGCUUUGGUAAAAGGGCAGGGGAUUAAAAAAGGGGGGUGGGGAGGAAGUUUCUCCUUUGCUGGUUGCUGCACGACAGUGUUGUUUUUCCUGUUAAGGGAACCAAACUAUUUUUUUCUGUGCAUUCAUUUCCUUUUUCUGCGCUUGGAUAUGAAGCCAGUCAGUGUUCCCUGAAGUCAGGCUCUCUCUAGCCUGACAAUCUACAAGAGCAUACAGAAAAAAAUAAUAAUAAACCAUCUCAGAUGCCCAGGGAUACUAGCAGGCAACUUCCCACUUCCUCCCCAAUGGCCUUUAAGCGAACAAGAGCAUUGUCAACAGCUGGCUGAUUAUUUAUAGUACUAACUGCCUCUCAUUAAGUCUCUGUGCAAGAGGAACUCGAGGGAGCUGACAUUCUCCAUAGGCCUUCCCGGUUGUUAACUAAUGCUCUCUUUUUUUCCUAAGGGGGAAAACUGAGGCAGGAAAAAGAGGGCACUAGGACCAGUUCUCUCAGACCUUAUCUGACCGAGGUUAACUUCAGUGACUGAAUUUUUGGAAUCGGUCUUGUAAACAACACAAAAUUUACAAGCUCAGGAUUGUUCCCCCACCCCCCUCUGCAGACUGAAAUGCACAUACAGGCUUGUGGCUUAACCCCUUUUUUUUUUAACCUUCCUUUCCUGGUUGCCUAGAACAGAUGCUUGUUUGCCACAAGUGACCAUGCUAGUUGCUUUUUAGAAGCCUGGCCUAUAUAGAUGUGCUGCUUUUCCAUGGAGCAAAGGUAGUCAACCUAGUGCCCUCCAGAUUGUGAUAGGGCUACAAGUCCCAGCAUAUGUGGCCAUGCUGGCUGGGGCUGGUGGGAGUUGGAGUCAGGCAACUUCCAGAGGGGAUGAUGUUGGGCUACUUGGUUUGAUGCUAUGAGUCCCAAGUUCAAGUCUCCGCUUAGCUGCUGCUAUAAAAGGAAUGACUUGCCUACCUUACCAGGACACUGUGAGAAUAACCAGAUAAUGAGUGUGAAUUCCUUUUCUGCACAAGGCAUUUUAUGUAAUGAUAUUAAUGCUAUCAUUCAACUGGACCUGCCCCCUGGAGAUGGUUGUUAUGGAGAUGCUUGAGACACAUUAUCCCAGGCCCAUAACAGCAGCAGGCACCAGAAAACACAGCCAUCCAUCAUCCUUCCAAGACGCGUCUGUCUUAGGCAUGGGGAUCUCUCCCCCAUCCCCCAUGGCUCACUAGUUUCAGGAGCAGGAGUUUCUGGGGGGUGGGGGAAAGACACAUUCAGUCUAAAUGGUUGAAGUAGGUCCUGUUUCUCAGCGCCCUGAUAUUUACUUCGCAGAAUCCAAGGGGGGAAAAUCUGCCCUUCACAAUGGGAAAGUGUCUCUUCAGCCCGAUCACACUCUCCCCUUCAGAGGCACCCCUUACAUUAAGCUCCCAUAGCUCCUAUAAUACUACUAAUUCCCAGAAGCCCCAUUCAGAGCCAGCCCAGCACCCCAUUUAAUACAUGGACUGCAACAGCAGCAACUAUGGUUGUUCCUGCUGCAGACCACAUUGGGCACCUCUCCAUUGCCAUUCAGGGAGGAUGCAGUGGCCUCUCUAGGCUAAGCAUCCAGAUCUCUUUGUCCUCCAUUCAGAUAUUUAAAAGGUACCCAGAUGAAGGGCUGUUUAUUUAGUCAGCACACUCAAGCAAUGUCACCCCCCUCCCCGUUCCCUCUCCCCCCCCCACUGCAGACGGUAACACUUCCAGGCGGGCCAGGAGUGAGUUGAGUGUCUGAAAAAUGUUCCACAUGUAAAACUAGAAAAAGCAGUGUGCAUGUCAGGGCGAAAGGAUGCAGUCUUAUUGGGCUCGGUUUUCUCUGAGGAGUUUUUCAUUCCCAUCUGGGAGCAUUCAAAAUGUCACCCACCCCCACCCUCUCACCUGCAACCUGAAAUGGAAUAGUCCAAGAUAGCCUUCCCCAGCCUAUACAAAGUGGAAGGGCUGCAUAAUUCUUUCCGUACCAAAGUGGGGAUAGUGGGGGGCGGGUUUCUGUGGAAAAACGGUGGGCAGGAAAAGGGUUAAGCAGUGAUUCCAGUUCUCUAAACCUUCUCUUCUUCCCAAAGUUACUUUUUCAUAAGAAAGGGGUGGGGGACCUGUGACCCUUCAGACCCUGGGGUCCAAACUCCCAUCAUCUCUGUCCCUUGGCCAUGCUGGUUGAGGAUGAUGGGAGUUUGCAAGUCCAGCAUCACCAGGAGGGCAGCAGGUUGAGGAAUGCUAGUCUAAGGAAAGCUUUACCAAUUGACCAACAGACUUGGGACCUCAGCCAUUAUUGGACUACAGCUCCCAUCAUCCCUGACCACUGGUCCUGCUAGCUAGGGAUGAUGGAAGUUGUAGUCCAACAGCAGCUGAGGACCCAAGUUUGAGAAACACUGCAUUAAUUGGUCCUGUCUGACUUACCAAGUAUCUCAUGCAAGUGGUGCAAACUAUCACAGAAUGUUGGUGCCAGAGUCACAGCAUUUUCACCAUUAUUGUGCCACCCGCACUGCUUCUCAUUCAUUCUAACCUGCAAUGAGGAUCUGUACAGUCAGUAUGUGGAUUGUGGGUGUUGGGAAUGCUGACUCAGUACACUUGUCAAGUGAUACGGUAAUCUGCGUCUUCCAUCAUCUGACAAGUACUUCUUACACAAGCUUCCAUCUCGAAAGGUACCCGUGCUGCAAAUUGAAGCAUGCUUUCUGGGGAGCAAACCCCCUUGAAGUCAAUGGGGCUUCUUCCUUCCAGGUGAACAUGGUCAGGAGAAAAUGGUUGAAAGUGAUUCGGUGGCAUUUCCAAAUAAAUGCAUUUAGGAUUAGGAUUUCUGCCUCUGUUGUCAGAGGCAGUGUGCUUGGAAUCCCACGUGGAAAGAAUGCUCUUGUGCCCAGGACCUUCUUGAGGUGUUCCUACUGGCAUGUGGCUGGCCACUGUGACAACAGAAUGCUGGGCUAGAGGGAGACUGUUGCCCUUACCCUGCAGUGGCCCUCAUACUCAGGAGCUUCCUCUUGGCUGCUUACGCUGAAUCAAUUAAAAUUUUCUCCAUAGAAGGGCUAUGUGUGCUGCUUAACCAGCUAAAUAUCCACAGGAGAAGCCAGGUCAUAGCCCAGCUCUGAAAAAUGGCACACGACUCCGAAAGAGAGUUCCAGUUCUUUGUAAUACAUUAACCCAGCAUGAACCCCUGUCUCAUGGCCAGACCGUCUAUAGCAUUUUCCAGGCUGCCAGCUACCGGGUCUUGCCAACUCAUCUUUGAGAUUAGUCAUUGUACUUUGGGACCUUGGAAUUUCAGGUUCAUUUUCAACCCAAAAGGUGCUCUUUCCUAAUUAUUUGCCUAGCAUUCUCUCUCUCUCUCUCUCUCUCUCUCUCUCUCUCUCUGUGUGUCUUUCUUGGUCACUUUAAAAUUAACCACCCAGAAGGACAAAACAAACACAGCGACUAAAAAAACCAGAAUGUAUUCAGAACAAUGCUUCCAAGAUCCAAGGUAUUAUUUCCUCUGCUUCUCUAGCCAGGAGCCUGUCCCUCCACACUCAGACCACCGUCCUCCUGUCCCUCCCGCUUUUUGAUGAACCUUCAUUUUCUGUUUAGACUUUUAGAUUGGCUUCUCUUCCAAAUUGCCCAGAUGCAGAUGCCAUUCUAAGAGCACCGGCUCUUCUUUAAGACAAGAAACAGACCUCUGUUCGUUCACCUGCUAGAAUGACUGACUGCCUUUGUAAUCUUCCUGUACCUGGCUCCACUUAGCCCCAGAUAAAAACACAGUCUCCUUUAAACAGCUGGUUGGUCUUAAUUCAUGAAUGAAAUGUCGGCUAUCCAGUGCUGGAUCCUUACUGACCCAAAAUCUCUUGAGAUAAGUGUCUUUUAUCUGCAGGCUUCCUGUGAUAAUAAUGGGGGGGUUUUUUGCAGCAAAAACAACAAAGGGUAUUGUAGCACCUUAAAUACUACAUUUGCUAUCCUUUAAGGUACUACAAAACUGCUCAUAUAAUAAGACUUUACCCCCUCUCCACACCACCACCCCACUUUCUAAACAUGUUCUUGGUUCCUCCUCCGACCCUCUAGAGCAGAUUUAGGGGGCGCAGCAGGAAGAGAGGAGGGGAAAGUCUGCUGCACAAGUGGACCUCAUUCUGCACAUGCAACAGCUUAGCUGGAUCCUGCCCUUGUUGUUUUCAGGGCAGGGACGGCAAACCUUUGUCCCUCCACAUGUGGUUGGACUCCUAUCAGGCCCAGCCAGCGUAGCCAGCGGUCAAGGAUGAUGGGAACUGGAGUCCGGCAGCAUAUGGAAGGUCACAAUCUCCCCACCCCCUGCUUUGAGGGAAUAGGCCGAGCUGAGAAGCUUCACCCUUGUUAACUUCCCUCACGUGCCUUUUCUCUUGGCAGUAUCCGCAGUGUUAUGCAGAAAUACUUGGAAGACCGGGGUGAGGUGACCUUUGACAAGAUAUUUUCUCAGAAGAUUGGUGAGUAGCAGAGCCUCUGCGGGGUCAUGAGUUCAGGCAAGACCAGCUUGCCUGUGCUCCGGUUAGCCAGGAGUCAGCGCCAGUGAGAAGAAUAGGGGGGCAGAAGGAGGGCCUCCUUUUUAAAAAGGCUGUGGUGGGAUUGGAUAUCUGCGGAGUUGUGAUGGAAGCUACUUGCUGCAUACUCAGUCUUGUCCUUCCCCUUAGGAAUCCAGCUUCUGGCCUGAAAAGUGCUGCUGUGCUUUGGCCGCAGGGGCCGGUGCUGCAGGUGCAACUUCUUUUGUCACUUGCUCCUUCACAGGAGUUGGGGAACGCUUGGCCCCUGAAUUUGUCCUUACCAUCCAGCCCUUGGAAAGGCCAGUCACCUUCUUCAUUCAGAUCAGGAGUUAACAAGUCUUCUCCUUCUCUAGGGCGGCCCAAUGCAAAGAAAGCCAGUGAUCCUGUAUCUAUUAAUGAGGAUUUUUUUUUUGAAAGCGCAAAGCUCUGCAAAGGCGGCAGAAGCUGUGCCAGCUCAAAUUAUCUUGUCCAAAUUAUCCAAAGUUAAUAAGUCCCUGUCCUGCCUUGGGUCUGGUCAACUCUGCAUCCCAGGCUGGUGCUGUAGAGCAGGGGUGGGCAGACUUUGGUCAAUCCACUUUCGCCUCUACCAGAAUUUCCAAGAUUGACCAACCCAGGCCAGGUGCAAGAUACCCAGAGUUAGAAUUAAUGAACAAAGGGUGCCACUGAGCACAUUUGGAGCCCAGGAAUUUGUUUUCAGCACCAUUUUGGGCAAAUGUCCAGUCUCAGUUAGCUUUCUUCAUUUCAGCAGCCUAAUUUUGAUUAUGGGGGGUGGACGGGUCAUUUUGUUCUUGCUAGUUGCUCAAGAAUUGGGAGUCAGAACCCCUGAGGAUCUACUGCAGGUCACCCAGAGAUCUCCCAGUAGAUUGUAAUCUACUGUCUCUUCCCCCUCCCUCGCCUUGUUCUCAAGCCUGAGCUGAGAUCUGUGAGCAGCUGAGCUGAGAUCUGUACAAAUGAAUUGGGGAAGGGGGUAUUGCUGAGGUCGAUGAGGAAAUUCUGCUUCCUCUUGUGCGGCCUGCGACGGUUCCCCGUUCCAUCUUCCAUUAGUUGUUUGCAGGACAAUUGCUUCACUUGAGGGAUAUUGGAAGAGAAGAGGGUUCAAAGCUUCUGGACUGGCUCACAUGUGAGAAGGUUCUGCCUCCAGGAAGGGGGUGGAGCUGCAGACCUUGCAUUUGAAUGUGGCCCUGUAGGCCCAUCUUUCUGGCCCUCAGGCUUCUUCCUAGGCCACAGUAUAUUGCUAGGCCACCCCUCACAGGCCCUGCUGCCCCCACCCUUGACAAUGCCUCUCUUGAGUAUCUGAAUGAAGAAGUGUAAUUACUCCAGCAGAGAAUCUGGACCUGGUGGAAUUCCCCUUCCAUGCAGCUCUUCAAGAAGCCUUUUAGAAAGUAAGAGUGUCAGCUUUUUCUGGCAAGGCCCCUGCGCUGUUAGCAGCUGUGUGAGAAGUAAAAAUGCAGCUCAUGUAGCUUUUUCUCCCUCAUAGAUUGAAAUGUACAGGCUGGUGGGGAGAGGGGACAACACCACACUUUCGCUGCUGAAUUUCUGCCUGUCAUCUUGCUGAAGGCACAGAAGCCUGCCAGGAAGAAGGAAAAUAAAAUUCCACACCCUGCCACUUACUCCUUUAAAAAAACCAAAACAAAACAGAAUACUCUAGAGCACUGGUUCCCAAUUAGCUAAUUACGGAGGACCCCCUGUUUUUCAAAAGCCAAGCCACGGACCCCUUACUUUUGACAAUUUUGAUGACUCCAUGGUAGUUACCUCUGCAAAGCAAUUUUUUGAACAAAAUGUGGUGUAGGCCUCAUAAGCAAAGGACUUUAGGUAUAAUUAAAAAAAACAGACUAUAAAAUUUGGGAUACUACCACGCAAAAAUGACAAAAAAAAUAGUUGAGGUGGGGAGGCAAGGGAUGGGGCUGCGGACCCCCUGGGGACCCCCGGACCCCUAACUGGGAACCACUGCUCUAGAGGCGCUGAUGAGGUACAUUUGGAUAAAUUAGGAGGAGAGCACAGGUUAGGAAGGGCUGUGUGACUGCUGCUGGUUUAGGAGAGGCUGGGUGAUGCUGGGCUGUUGUUGUCCAUACUGAGCCCCGGAGGCAUCUGCUUGCAAGGCUGUUUCUCCUUUUCAGUUACUACACCCCGCCCCAACAGGAAACACUCUUGCUUCCUCCCACACCCACAGCCACUUGUGGUUUCCUCAUAAUAUCUCCCGCUUUCAUCCCCUCUCUGCUCCCACCCCUCCUGGCUCUCCCUCCGCUCCUGGCUCCCCUGCUGCCUUCCCCACAGCCUCUUGCCUCUGCCUCUCACCUGGGGAUGGCGCACAAGUAGGUUGGGGAAGCAGGUUUAGCACCAAGGAGCCGUUCAGCCACAAGCUGACGUGGAUCUUGAUCCGUGUGCCCCUCCACUGUGUGUCGGGGGGGGGGGAGCAGAGUUGAGGCGGAAACUGGUGCACAGCAUGCUUGAGAAAUCUUCUCCAGGUGUGGGGAUUGCCACCCUCCAACUGCCCCUUUUCAGUUAGCUGAGGGAACCUGCAUCUCUGCAGGUUUUGUUGCUCUCCCAGCUUCCAUCAGCCCCCCAGCCAGGGUGGCUAAUGGUCAAGGAUCAUGGAGUUUGUAGUCAAGAACACCCAGAGGCAGACAGACUAUCCAACCCCUUCUAUAUCUGGUACAGAUGAGACUCAUGCCUGCUUUGAAUGUAUAUUGAAGGUUACUGAAGGGGCCGCUUCACCCUGUAUAAAAUUUGCAAAGAAUUUGCACACAGGCACAGUUCCGUGUAGCUUCAGUUAUGCAUCCAGAGGGAAGCUCUUCUCGGUUGCUUAUUAUGAGUGACAUGUAGGUCUCCUUCAUGUUCCUAUGUGGAAGUGCCUUCGGUUUGGGGACUUCUCUAACAUACAACUCAGACAUGAGUUAUUUCCCAGGGGGACCACGUGACUUAAGGCAAGCAUGCGCAAAACAGUUAUUUUUCUUUUUCUUUUUUAAAAAAGUGACCCUGCUCUCGUGCAUUUAACAGCAGACUGACAUGCAGAAAUUAAGAAUGUGAACCCUUCUGAUCUUUCUGAUCUUUGUGGGGCUUACUUCUGAGUAGGCAUGCAUGGGAUUGCACUGGGAAUGGUGGGAGAAACUUCUCCUGUAUAAACCUACUGGGCAUAUUCCAACUCCCGGGGAUAUUGAACGUAGCUUAUGAAACUGAAAUGGUUAUGCUUUCUUUCUUUUUUUUGCAAGAUGAAAAGAUUGAGAUGUGCCUUCUUAGAAAUAUCAAAAUCCCAGCUUGUUUUCUAGAAGUUUUCUGUAAAAAAUAAAUUGGAUGACUAUACCUGCUAGUUUUGUAUAAGGAGAGACUCUUUGUCUCUGACAGUGGUGUAAUGGGCAGAAAUCACCAGGUGAAAAUUUGUUUGGUAUGAAGAUGCAUGAUGCUAAAAGCUUCAAACUUGUUGAUUUCUUUCUCUUACAUUUGCUGUUAAAAUCACAAAGCCCUUGUCCAUAAAAAUCAGGAUUUGGUAUUAAUGUGCACUGGUAUAGAUGACUUUAAAAGCCAACUUGGAUAAAUUUGCAUAGAUCUUUGACUAGCUAUCCACCAUGAUAGAAGAAUGAAACCUCUAUAUUUGGAGUCAGUGUACUAAGUUUGGGGAAUGUUUUUGGACUACAGCUCCCAUCAUUCCUGAUCGUUGGCCAUGGUGGCUUAGUCUGAUGGAAAUUAUGUCCCACAAUAUACAGAGGGCGAGACGUUCCCUACCCUAGCAAUAUACCUGUGUACAUAUACAAUGAAUUUCUCUUCCCACCAUUGCUGAUUAGUCAGGGAUGGAAUGCAGGGCCCUGGCUUUCUGAGGGUGCUAAUUCAAGUGGGACCAACUGGCUGGCUUUGAAAAAGGGAAGCAGGGGCACACCUGGCCGUUGCAGCUGACAGUUGUGUGUUUUUCUUAGGUUUCCUGCUGUUCCGAGACUUCUGCCUAAACCAGGUGGAGGAAGCCAAACCACUGGUGGAAUUCUAUGAAGAGGUGAGGCCCUGAUUGUGCGUUGAGGGUGGUGGGAGAAAAUGCUCUAUUUCCUUCCGUGCCGUCAAACCACAAUUUCCUUCCUUGGCCUGGCACACAGACUCCCCUCUGACAUUGGUUCCCAAACUUGUCUUGAGCUGAGGAGUUGACUUUUCGAAGACCUGUUCAGAGGCCCCUUCAGGCCUUUUGACCCUCCUCUCAAAAAGCAUAUCUGAAUUCUUGUUCAAGGCAGCAUGACUGGAAGCGGUCAGGGGGAAAGGAUCUGGGGGGGGGGGGGUGACAGAAGGCAAGGCUACUGCAUCUCCCAAUUCAGGCUGGAAAACAAAUAUAUUGAAUUCCUGUGUUGCCUCUUCAGAGUGUGGUAGGUUCAUUUUGCCAUGGGUGGGAUGGGGUGCGGUGGGUAUCUGGAGAACUUAGAAGCUUAAAAAUGGGCAAAAUAUUUUAUUAGAGAAGGCAGGAGCCAGAAAGUUUUGCUGUGCUUUAUGCUUUCCUAUAGUAUUAUCCCUUUUAUGUGUAUGGUUUAUGUCAUUUGCCCUCUCAUAAUUUAAAAUAAAACUAGAUUUAAAGGAGAACAAUAAUAAUAAGGAGGAAAAGAAAAAUGCUUGCUGUGAGAUUUCAGCGCACUGCUCUCCCUGUAUCUCAGAGGUCGCCCACAGGGUGCCCUCCAGAUUUAGUUGGGCUCCGUCUCCAGUCCGCCUCAGCCAGCAUGGCCAAUGGGCAGAGAUGAUGGGAGUUGUAGUCCAGCAACUUCUGGCUACAGGUUCCCCAGCCCAGGUGUAAGCUCAGCUUUUGUCUCUUUGACUUUGUAUAUGCAUUCUAUGGCACAUUUUGUCAGCUGCCACCCAGCCCCUGUGGAAAAUGAUUAAGGGGGCAAGAAGAGAUUGCAAGCGCUCUCUCCAAGCACAGCCAUUAUUUGAGUUCUUUGGGUGCAAAACAUGGUCCACGUCGACCAUGUGUCUGUCUAUGCCUUCUGAAGGGCCUUACAGAGUCUGUAGUCGGUGGGUAGGUUGCUGAGCCUUGUUACCUCUCCCCUCGCCCCAUUCUUCAUAGAUCAAAAAGUAUGAGAAGAUGGACUCCGAAGAGGAUCGAGCUAUUAAGAGCCGCCAGAUCUUUGACACGUACAUCAUGAAGGAACUGCUGUCCUGUUCUCACGUGAGUGGCCCGAAUGCUUGCUGUCACAUGAGAGAGUCUGAAAAAACCCCUUGGCAAGAAGCAUCAUGUUUGCUUUGCAAUCCCAUUGAUCAAGAUUCUUUAAAAGAUAAUACUCCUCACAAUGGGAGGAGCCAGACUCCCAGCAUUGUCCAUUGUCUCACAGGCUGUGUACUCUCCCUGGCUCAAUAAUUGUCACAUACAACUCCCUUAGAACUACCCACCCCAGCUCUUAAUCUCCUUUUCACGACCUCACUUUCCUCUACCAUGCAUGGGAAAUGGCUCUUUCCUGUUCUGGGAUGACCUUCCCAUUAAUGAAUUGUAGGCAGCCGCUUAAGGCACCACCUUGUGCAAUGCACCAGCACCUUUGCUUCUCCCGUUACAGUGGCAGCAAACAAACCAUGGAUUCUUCCACCAUUAACCGUGGUUUCCCGUUUUAUCGGAACCAGGAGACCAUAGUUAACAUCUUCAGAACAAGCUAGCAUAUUAAGCCAAUUUCAAAACAUGGUUUUAUAUGGGGGGAAGGAGAUCACACUUCAGCCCAAGGGCCACAUUCCCUUGUGGGUAACCUUCCAAGGGCCAUAUGCCAGUUGGUGGGCAGGGCCAGAGGUAAAAUGUGGGCAGACUAGAUGGCCCUUGGGGGUCUCUUCCAACUCAAUAAUUCUAUUAUUCUAGGUUGCUGGGGAACAGUGGGUUUAGUGGGAGGUAGGGGCAGUGCAUGUGAGCCUUGCAGCAUAGCAGGAGGGAGGCCUUCAGGAAGUCCCAGGGGGACAUGAUGAGAGAUGAAACCAAGCAGCCACAGAGUCACACUUAUUGGUGUAAAGUGCUGGGCCAACUAUUGACAGUUUUUGAGGUAACCUGACACUUUUCAAGUUGUGCGAAGAGCAGGCAAACACUGAUGCCCCCAGUGCCGCAUGUCAAACUGCGAAGAGGAGUGAUUCAAAAUGAGAACGAAAAUGGCCUUCAUUAAGUGAUGCUCGGAAACCAAGAAAGUUAAUAAAAUGUGUAAAUGGAACAAUUUUAUUCUGAAUGGCCGACAGUCAUAACUGUACCGUGUCAGUGAUUCCCACAGACUGCUUCAAAAUUGCUGAGAGUCCUGGUGCAGCACUUUUUUUGGUCAAUUGUAGCAACUGUCAUGCCUUGUGCUAGAUGCUGUAUGAUUUUUUUAAUUGCACUUUUAUUGCUGCUUUUAUUUCUUGCUUUCAUUUUGCUCUAGAAUUCCAUUAACAUGAUCAGAUAAAGACAUGAAAGAAUGGCAACAAGUUAUUAAUGAAUUUAUCUGACACAAUAAAAAAUCCACAGCUGAAUGCUGUGGCAGCGUACAGACAGGGGUUCCAGCUGCCCUGUUUCAAUUGCUUCCUCCCCCUCUCACGUCAGGAUUUUCCUGCUCACCUUCAUUCCCACGUUUUGACUGUCUCUUUCUCUUUUUUUGCUGCUUCCUCUUCCUCUCACUCUUGUCUUUCAUGCUGCUAAUCCUCUCUACUCCUUUCAAGUGCCUUCUCCUCCCUUCACUUAUGCUCCUUCCCACUCACCUUUUGGUUAGACCACCAGUUCCUCAGAAGGAUGGAGCAGCUGCUGAGCCUGCCAUUCAUCGCUGCCACACCCGCCAUCUUUGGACUACCUGUUCAAAGCUUGCUGACCAUGGUGGUCUACAGACCGCAGUUUGGGAACCUUUGCUCUGUGUGUUUACUGGUAGUUUGAAUUGCUUGUUGUUGUUAAAACAGGGAAUUUUUAUUUUUUUUUUAAACCUGAUAGGUGAAAAGUGUUUGCCAACCCAACAGCAACAGGCUUGUGCAUCGGACAAAGGAGAUAAUUUAUUCUGUUUUCCUGACAUUUCCAUAACUGUUUUAUUUCUGCAUUAUAUUUCUGCCUUCAUGUGACGUAAACGAGCAAGUAACAUGGAAAUGAGUGCCAGACUUGUGCUAUAUUCCACUAUAUUUCUAGAAGCAGCUAGUUAGGGAAAUGCUGGGAAGAUGGAAUACAAUGUUACCUUGGUUUACGAACUUAAUCCGUUCCGGAAGUCCGUUCUUAAACCAAAGCAUUCUUUAACCAAGGCAUGCUUUCCCAGAGCAGCGGAGGACUCAAUUUACAAAUGGAACACACUCAGCAGGAAGCGAAACAUGUUCUUAUUCCAAGGCAAAGUUCGCAAACCAAAACAUCUACUUCCAGGUUUGCAGCGGUCUUAACCCAAGUCGUUCAUAAACUAAGCUGUUCUUAAACCAAGGUACCACUGUAAACUGCUGUGUGAAUGCAGCCAGUGCCUCUCUUUAACAUGUCCAAGAUUUGCCAGCCCUAUUCCUGACCCAGCUUGUAAGCCUUCCCCAAGCUUUGUGCCCCAGUCCUGUUGAUUUCCUUGUCACUGGGCUUCUUCGGUGGUCUCAGCAUUAGAGCUGGAAGUCAACCCAAGCUUUGUGCCCCGGGCAGGCACAAUAACUUGAUGGAAUGUCUCUUUGGACAGCGAUGCAUCCGGACUCAUUUCCUUUUUCUUGUGUCCUCUCACAGCCCUUCUCCAAGACUGCCACAGAAUAUGUGCAGAGCCGCCUCAGCAAGAAGCAAGUGCCGCCUGACCUGUUCCAGGUAAAUCCCUCCCCAUCGACUAGACCCUUGGGCUCAUCCAAUCUCGAACCUCAUUUGCCCCAAGACUGGAUGCACUUGCAUCGGUAGACAGGGGCUGAUGGAGCAUGAACUCUGGCCCAUUGCAACCAAUUUCUUCCUAGCAUGUGCAAGUGUCCCCACAGCAGGGGGGAUGGGACCUCUUUUCCUAUAACAUUCCCAAACCCAAAGAAAUGCAGACUCCAUUUCCUUACAGCACUUGCUGUUGAGGAUCUCAUGGGGAUUUCCACAUCACUGAGUCCCGCAGCGGCCAUGCGGAUGAGAACGGGGACCAGUGGGUGGAAAGCUUUAAUGGAUAGGUUUUCGGCAUUCAUUCCUCUCUGCCCACUCUUCUGCCAGCCAUACAUUGAGGAGAUCUGCGAGUGUCUGCGUGGGACUAUCUUCCAGAGGUUCAUUGAGAGGUGAGUGCUGAGGACUAUAGGCUGUCCACACGCAGAACCUGCACCAUGUUGCAGCGUGGUGUGCUCCUGUUUAAGGUGCCAGCCACACCUUUUCCAACGUACUCCAUUCCAUUCCCCUUCCCCCUUGUGCAUGGCGAAGCUUGAAAGAAGAUGAGACAGUGCCUUUGAAGUUUGCAGAUUUUCUUGGAAGUAAGCCCCUUUGAGCACCAUGGAACUUCCUUCUGAGCCAAAAUGCCUAGAAUCAAGCGAAGCAGGAGCGUGUUCUGUAGAUGGAAAGAAGGCUCUUAAGUUAAGCCUGCGCAGGGUUGUCUUGAAGGCAGGAUGGAAGUUAUAUGUAUGUGAAUGUUCCCUGUAUUUUCCCUUUCCCCUCCCUAAACCCACUGCUUCCUUCCCAUAAUACUGGGGUAUAGGAGCCUCUGUUAAGGGGCCGGGGGGUGUUAUUGGACUUGAAAGAGUUCUGGCACUGGGAUUUGAGGAGGGAUCCUUUGAAAGUGGUGAUACCCAGGGUUUGUCUUCCAGGGCCUGUGUGUUCUUUCUCUCAUUUCUUCUCCCGUCUGUUCUGUUUUAGUGACAAGUUCACACGCUUCUCCCAGUGGAAGAAUGUGGAGCUCAACAUCCAUGUGAGUGCCUGAGGAGGGAGGGCAUUCCUGAGAGCUGCGGCGAUAAAAAAAGAGCUGUCAAAAGACACUAAGCAUGGACCUGCCUGCAGCCACAUUGUUGCAGAAUGGCAAAGUGUAUAGGAUUUGCAAAGUUGCUGGUUGUGUAGUUGAUGGGAGGUUGGUGGUGUGUGGGGGACUAAUCCCUGUCUCAGGAAGUUCACCGAUUUAGUAGCUUCAGAGAAAACCAGGAUUACGAUCGUCUUCACUGGGUAAAUGAGAUGAGAGAAUUUGAGGGUUUCUUGUCCGUCAUGAGAGCUUGAGAAGCAAGCCCAGUUCUGGCUCCCCAAUAAUCCAAGAGCAACUACCCCUAAAAUGGGAUCCUCCGUACAAUUCCCAUUAGCCUCAGCCGGCACAGCCCCAUCUGGAGAACCUCAGGCUGGGGAAAGCUUUCCUAGCGAUACCGACAUGUGACACAAAAUAACCUUGGAUCAUAAUUUGAAAGCAGGAUAUGAGGAAAGGUCACUGUGGGUGAGAGGAGUGCCUGUGGAAGGCCAUUCCUUUCUAUGACGGGUAGACCCAGACCCCUGAAAGGGUAAAGGUGGUGCCAGCAACAUGUUAACGUUCUUGGUCUUGGUCUCCUUUCUCCCCCCCCCCAUCAUGUUUGUUCAUGCUCUCUGCCUUGUGGGACCCAGCUGACCAUGAAUGACUUCAGCGUCCACCGGAUCAUUGGGCGUGGCGGCUUUGGCGAGGUCUACGGCUGCCGGAAAGCAGACACGGGCAAAAUGUAAUGUUGCAAGAUUGGUUUGUCAAAUUGUUAUUCCAACAAUUAUCUGGGAGCCCAAGGUUGGUUAAGGAGACAAAGGGGGUUGCCAUGUGGCCUUUGGCCAUUGUCUUUUAGCCUAGCUUUGCUCCACAUCAUUGCUAUGAAGCUAUAUGAAGUAUUUGCACAUGGAAAUGAAAAAUGAUAUUAUCCAUCAUUCUCUUUUGGUUUGUAAUGGCCAUGUUGGUACUGGAGAACCAGGAUGGUACCCUCUGAUAUCUCAGCUCCCAGCCAGUCCUGCUUCUCCCUGUAACCAGCAUAAGUAGGCUUCUACUCACUGUCUGAGCCCCAAAUGCAAACAUAGCUUCCCAAGGGCCUUUCCUCAACUUGCCUUUAUUUUCUGGGGUACCAGAUUGGUGCCUGCGCUAAACUCAGAUUCUUCCAGUGCACGUAUGAAAUGUUAGGAAACACAGUUUCUGCCUUCAUGGAGUCAGUGUCUCAUAUUUUAUUCUUUAUUUACUGAGGUUUUGAGGUAGCUAACAGCAAAAUGGAGCAAAGCCGUUGAGUGUCAUCUUAAAACAAUAUAAUGAAAACAGCAGCAGCAUUCAUAGAGGAAAACUAGCACCCAGUCAAACAAGAGAGGAAGCAGAUAUCAUUAAAAAGUGGGUCAGAUACAAUAAGGACGGGUUUAAUCCAGGUGUUUAUUGCUUAGGGGGUGGCAGGUUCAGAGAAUCAUAGGGCUAGAUCCAGAGUAAGUCUAUUGCAUUGAAGCCCCAUUGACAUAAAUGUGAAAAAAUUAGUCAUGACUUAGGGCUUAUCCAGACUUCGCUUGUCCCGCUGCUUUCACCCAGGAAAACCUGAUCUUUAGUGCUGAAUUGGAGCAAACGCCAAAAAAACCUGGAUGAAUCAGGUUUUCUGCGGAUUAAUGUUUGCUCCAAUUCAGCGCUAAAGAACCAAGUUUUCCUGGGCAAAUGGAAAAUUGCUCAGACCUGUGCUCUUUAGGCAGGGAAGUGUGGACAAGCCCUGGGUGAAGUCCCACUGAUUCCAAUGGGAACUGGGCUUGUCUGUCUUGUUUUGGAUCUAGCCCAUCAAAUGUUAGUGUUGAAAAGAAGCCAUCUCAUCAAGGUCCCCAGCUCAACCCAAGAACCUUACAAUGCAGAAUCUACUAACAGGCAUACUUGGCAGUUCAGCCUUUGUUUCAAUACCCCAAGUGCAGGAGAGUCCACCCACCCCUGUCCCCCACAAAGGAAGGCUCUUCUCAUAUAGGGGGAGCACAGUGAACAUUAGCAGACAUCCCAGGGACACCUGUGGUAAAUCUCCUCUGUGGGAAACCAAAGAAGUGUUAGGGGGAGUUUAGUCAUAGCAGGUGACUCAGGACUCAGAUGGGGGUCGUGAUGGGUGUAAUUAAGGAAGUGCCAAGUGAAUGAGUUUGGUAGGUUUCCACAAAGGAGGCGCACAGGCUGUUCUGCGUGGAGGGAUAUCGGCAGGGGCGAUUCCCUGGGAAGCAGCAAGACCUGGCGAGAGCAACACCGCAGGGUUAUAGCCUCUUCUUUCUCCUUUGACAGGUACGCCAUGAAAUGUCUGGAUAAGAAGCGCAUUAAGAUGAAGCAGGGGGAGACACUGGCCCUGAACGAGCGCAUCAUGCUCUCGCUUGUCAGCACCGGGGUGAGUCUGGCUACAUUGAGCAGCUGGGGGUUGGGAGGCAGAGAGUAGGCAAGACCCGGAGUCUGCCCAGUCCAAGAGGGAGGGGAAAGAGAUCUGUCAAGUGGGCAGAAGCGAAUGCUUGGGUUCCUGUAUUGUGCUUGCAAUCAAAGCUAUGAUAAUGCCGGUAUAGACAUGGCAGGUAUUUUGAAGCACACACUGGUAAUUAAAGGCAGGGGGGAGGGAUGACGGUGAUGAAGUGUGCUGGAGGUGGCAUUGAGCAUGUGGCUGGGAGUGUGAUGCCUGCAGUAAACUAGCAGCACGGCUGGGAUGUGUGUAGGCAGCGCAGCAAAUUAUUAUGCGCACGGAAGGGGAGGGGAGGCAGUUCAAUGUGCGCAACGGCAGGAGGAGGAAAGGAGGGGAAGAGAGAGGGGCAGGGCGGGGGCGCCGUGCACAAGGGGCAUGGGGGAAGACAGGGGAGACCACCAUAGGGGUUUGUGACAAGUAUGCGUGGGUGGGGGAGGCGGGGCAAAGGAGCCGACAGGUGACGUGACGGCUGUGUAGGAGUCGGUGGAAAACCCACGGCAGAAAAUGGGGGGCGGGAGCGAGGGGUUAAUGGAAGAGCUGGCAGAGGGAAGGAGGCAGUGGCGACGUGUGAGGCAAGAGGCCGAGGGCCCUGUUGAGCAAUCUGUUCCCCCACGGUUAUCAGAUGCAAGCGUGCUUCUGUGUGUAGGGGAACUGUGGUAGGAAGCAUGCAUGUGCGAGGCAUGAUUCUGAGAGCGCAGAAGGGAAACGUGGAGCUUUCAGGAAGGCCUGUGGAUUCCGGGCGUGAGCAGAACGUAGAGCGAGGGAACUCGUUCAUGCACAUGUGCAUGCAGACUUGGUGAUUCAUUUCUGUAUUUUUCCCCCCUCUCUUUUUUCCCUGCUGUGACUUGGUUCCUCGUGUCUCUGCCAGGAUUGCCCCUUCAUCGUGUGCAUGUCGUAUGCCUUCCAAACACCUGACAAGCUCAGCUUCAUCCUGGACCUCAUGAAUGGUGAGAGCCAGAACCCAGCCUGUAGAGAGCCUCUGCCUCUCCCCCUCCCCUCCCCUCACAUGCUUCUCGAAGGGAUCCACACACAGAGGCAUCCCUGCCUCACCACUACGCCCCUCCCCCGAUACUCAGGUUGUGUGCCUCACAUGGCUGUCUGCUCCGUUUCCUGCAGGGGGUGACCUACAUUACCACCUCUCCCAGCAUGGGGUCUUCUCCGAGGCAGAGAUGCGCUUCUACGCAGCAGAGAUCAUCCUGGGGCUGGAACACAUGCACAACCGCUUCGUGGUGUAUCGCGACCUCAAGGUGAGCAAAUGCCCCCCCCCCCCCGAAUGCUGCAUCGUUCAACAUCCUAUAUCUAGAUGUUUGUAUGUCGCCUGCCAGGGCUACGCAGCCCUUUUGAGGCAAUGGGUGUCGUCAAACAAUUAAUUAAUUAAUUGCAGCAUUUAUUCCCUGCCUUCCCUCCAAGGAGCUCUAGGGGGCUUACAUGCUUCCUUCCCCCACCCUGCUCCCCAUUUUACCCUCACAGCAACCCUGUGAGGUAGGGGAGAGAGAGAGAGACAGACAGACAGACAGACAGACAGACAGACUGGCCCAAGGUCACCCAGCAAGCUUCAUGGCUGUGUGGGUUGGGAUUUGAACUCCCCCCCCCCCACCUGCUAACAACUAUGCCAAGCCGAGCUACACCAGGUUAAGAGAAUAAAAUUCAAAGAAGUCUACAAACCUGGUUUUAAAAUGGAGAGAGAAAAACCUCACCAUAGGCUUCUCUUUCCACAAAGAGAGGCAAUUUCUGCCUUCAGCGUGGGGUCCCUCGGUGUUGCACCCGCACCCACCGAAAAGAGAGUUCUCUAGUGCACUCUGACUUCGUGGCAGCUGCCUCUUACCCAGAGCCGUGCUGCCUCCUCCUCCGCCGUAGAAGCCAGGACUGUGCUGUGUGCCAUGAGUCGUUCAGGGUGGCAGCAUUCCUCACUGGGGAAUAUUGGGAUCUCAAGUUCUAACAUCUCUUUCAGAAAAUGUGAGGCUUGAAAGUGUUUUUUAUUUUACUGAGGGAGAUUGUUGCCUUGAUGGAAGUGCACUCCCACUCAAAAUGCCUUGGGAUUUGGUACUGUGGGUUAUCAAAGCUCCUUUUGACAACCCACUCGUCACUGUUGCAGGUUGAUCCAAAGCAGGGCAGGAUCUUGCGAGGUUGCUUGUCUUUUCCGUAUCAUGACCUCACUAUGCUGCUCUUCAAAAUUAAGCAUACCCGCUGCAGGAAUUGCUCCCUCUGCUUCAUCGGUGCUGCUGCAGAGGCCCAGGCCAAAGGAUGAAGGAGGAGGGUUUAUUCUCUCCCCUACUUUCCCCAGCAAAUCCUCUCUUCCCCCUAGCUGCCAUUCUUUGCUGCUCUUGUUCCCCCUGCAGCCAGCCAACAUCUUGCUAGAUGAGUUUGGCCAUGUGCGUAUUUCGGAUCUGGGGCUCGCCUGUGAUUUCUCCAAGAAGAAGCCUCAUGCCAGCGUGUGAGUAUCAGACAGGAAUCUAAUCCUCGGCCAGCAGCUCCGUUCUCUGUAUCUGGACCUAAAACUGCUCCCGUCCCAGGAAUUGUGGGUCUUGAUAAAUGUCAGAACACCUUUCCCCCUUCUCCCCCAGCUGCAGGGUGAGCUACUGGAAGUUCCUCCACUGUUGCUUCCUCUAGCUUUCUAUAGGUGUUAAUUCCUGUAUUAUCUGGGGAUCACAAUAUCACUUGUUCAACAUCCACUCAUUUGCCCUAAGGCCUCUGUCCAGUAAUGGAGACCCAAAAUAUGGACCACAAAACUGGAACCUACGGAUUACAGGCCUCAGAUUCCGGUAGUGGAUUCCUCUGCAAAGGGCCUUUCUGAUUCUGGGGUGUGUAGGAUAGAAUGAGCUAGUUCAGUCCCAAUUCUUGGGAGAUGCCGGUGUUGCAAGGAAAAUGGCCCCACUCUAACUUUUUCUGCUUGGAACCACUCGUAUUUUGUGGGGAGACAAUUCCUACAGGCCACAACUGUGGUUUAAAGGGGCAUUGUAAGGAGGAAUUAGUACCUGCCUCCAUUUACAAGCACAUGCGUACCCAGAUUCAUAAGCGAAUGCUUCUCCCACGUAAAUGUGUGUAUUUCGUAAGUGUACGUAGCUCUAUUUGCCACUGGCCUGGGUGUUUAUUUUUCCUGUGUGUUUAUUUUUUGAAAAGGAUUCCUUACCCAUUGAUCUGUCCCUGCUGAGCGCCCCCCCCCCCUCGGCAGGUGCUGUGCUGUCUUUUGUAACUCUCAGUUUCCCUCCACCCCUGCAGUGGCACACAUGGGUACAUGGCGCCAGAGGUGCUGCAGAAGGGCGUUGCCUAUGACAGCAGUGCUGACUGGUUCUCUCUAGGCUGCAUGCUCUUCAAACUACUGAGGGGGUAAGUGGGGGAGAGCCAAGGUGGAGAUGAGUUUGCAGGGAUGGGGGUGGGAAGGAGGCCUAGCUGGCAGAGGGAGCCGUGGUUGAAUCCAGAGGGUGCUGGGUUGGAUUGAUUGCGAUGGGAAUGGCAAGAAUUGGAAAAAAAUCACACUGAGAUCUACAGGUAUUGGGCGCUAUACAAAUUUAAUUAAUUAAUUAAUUAAUAAAGAAGUGUUAGGGGGUACCUGUGAGGCCUGAGUCUCCUCCUGAUGCUCUCCUGGCUCUUCUUCUCAGGCAUAGCCCCUUUCGGCAACACAAGACUAAAGACAAGCACGAGAUCGACCGCAUGACGCUCACUAUGGUAAGGAAAUGUCGUCAAGCUCAGUCAGGGAUUGGCCUGGAUCCCAAAGCUUCCAGGUGCUGAAUUAUUCCCCUCCUGCCCUUCGGGUCUCCGAAAUCUCAGAACUUCCCUUUGCCAGUUAUCGGAGUUAUGCCCAUGCUUUGUAGAGCCUGGCUGACCUAUACUACAUGUCAACUUGCCAGUUUCAUGUGUACUUAGCACAUCUUCCCAAAUAGAUUCAGCAUUUUGACAUGAGGUUUUUCCUGUGCCGAACCCCCAUUAUUCUCUCUCGAAGUCAAAUAUCCCUACACAUCAGACCGGGUCCAUUUCCGUGAGUUCCAGCGCCCUCUGUUUGGUUAGCUUGGUGGCUCAGUGUGCGCGUUUGUGUGAGGGAAGGAGGGAAAUGGGUAUGCAGAAUUAAAUUUCCCACUAUCACUGUAAGUUAUGCUACUGUCUGAAGAACAUGAAUAGAUCAGGGACCUUCUAUUUUUAGCACCGCACAGAGAAAUCACAAAGAAAUUCCCUUCCCUAGAGAACGUGCAGAGACUGUAAGCAGAUGCAGUUUGGUUGAACUCAACAAUUACUGUUUGGCAAGGCAAGCGGCACAACUCUUGCCAAGGUGUCAGGCUGCUAAGCAGUCUCAGGCAAAGGUGCCAUUAGAAAUUUCUGGGCUGGGCAUAAAAAUGCUUUGUGCCAGUCCAGGGUGCGGCUGUCGGGAAAAGGCCCUUCCUCCAUGCCUUUGGUGUACAGCUGUGGUGUGGCUGCAACUAUUUGCUGUUGAGGUUAAUUCAGGGCAUGACUUAUACAAAGUGUGUGGCAGGGGUGGGGUUCCCUCUUCAUUUAGCAAAAGUUUAUGGGUGGUUCUGAGGACUGCUGCUGCAGCUGCUGUUUCUAGAAAGUCCUAGAUUUCGAUUCUUCUUCCAGCAGAGCUCAUGUGUAUCACCCUAGAUUUCCGUGAGGGUGUAGGAUCCCUCCCACAGCCCUUUUUGCACACAGUAGAACCGGGUAAUGCCAACAGCGAGGGGAAGAGGGAGGCAAUAUUGAUCAUCAUGACAGACUCAGGUUUCGAUGCAUCAGCUGCCUAACUGUUUGACAGGCUUUUUGAGGCCUCAUGGUGAGAUGGGAGGGAGCCGAAUGGGGUUUAAGGUGCAUAAGAGGCAGCUUUGGAUGUUUGGAAUAGCCAAGUCACUUUUAUCGUGCAAGGCAAGUUGUGGAGAAAUUGUGCUUGUGGGCAAACUUAAAAUAGGUGGGCAAUUAAGAUAGCUAUUUUCAGAUCCGUGCUUGCAGCGGUGGAGGAAGGGGGCGCAGGGGGUGCGGUUCACCCCGGGUAUCAUCACGGGGGGGGGUUUUGACAAAAAUGAGUUUUUUUUUAAAAAAAUGGGCUCAUGAAACUUUUUAGGCGUGACGUGGUGGCUUAGGCGCCUGCAGGUUCCGCGCUGCCUGAAACGGCAGCGUGGGACUAGCCUCUGCCUACUGCCUUUCCCUCAGCCAUCCUACAGCUGAGGGGGAGGUGGCGGAGAGGUUCCAAGCGUUGGAGAUGCUCGUCCCGCCCCCAGCUGCAGAAUACGCCCCCGCACCAGGCACCCGAGUUGCUAGGUAUGCCGCUCUGUGUGUGUGUGUGUGUGUGUGUGUGUGUGAGAGAGAGAGAGAGAGAGAGAGAGAGAGAGAGAAUGUUUCACAGCUGGGUUGGCAUUUGAUAUUAAAACACCUUUUCUUCUGAUGACAACUAAGGAGUCCUUUAGCCCACUGCCUCUCUCUCCUACACCUCUUGCCAGGAGUGUGAUUCUGUUGCCACUGGAUGAAAGUUGUCUUUCCUGAGGAUUCUCUGUGGGCUCCAGGACUAGGAGGGCCUGUCCCUUCUGUCAUAAUGAAUGAAAUAAACUGACCCAAUCGUUCUGCACAGCUUUGAGCCAUGGGGACAGAUUAGUGGGAAUGAUGCCCCUAGAUACCAAAGGACAUUCUUCCUGUACAAUAGGGAUGAGGAAACUGUGGCACCUCCUCCCAAUGUUGCUGGACUGCAGUUCCCAUUAUCCCUGAACAUAGGCCAUGCUGGCUGAGGCUGAUGGGAGUUGGAGUCCAACAGUAUCCAGAGGGCCACAGGUUCUUAAACCCUGGCAGGAUCUUUCUUACUCCAGAUCCUUCCCAUCCCCAUUUCCAUGAUUAACAUCCAGUGCCCUUUUAAAAUGUGAUGGGCAAGGGGUUGUUUUUGUAAACACUAUGUAUAUUGUGUUUUUAUAUUGUGGUUUUAUGUUGUAACCGCCCUGAGACCUGCGGGUGUAGGGCGGUGUGCAAAUGUAAGAAUUAAUAAUGAGAAUAAUUCUGCCCUUCUCGUUCCCACAGGCUGUGGAGCUCCCAGACUCCUUCUCACCUGAGCUGCGCUCUCUGCUGGAGGGGCUGCUGCAGAGAGAUGUGAACCGUCGGCUGGGUUGCAUGGGCCGCGGGUGAGUCUCCAGGGGGAACAGCUGAAGCGCCUGGAUGGGCUGUAGGGCAGGGAUGUUGGUGGGGAGUGAGAUUCCUGUGGCCCUCCAGUUGUUGCUGGACUGGUUGGUCAGCAGUCAGGGGAAACUGUAGCCCAAGCGCAUCUGGGAGGCCAUUGGUUGGCUGAGGGGAUUAAGUUGCCCAACCUUCUUAUACAAAGAAUGCUUUCAGAAUUAUCAGUGGAGUGGAGUUUUGUUGUUUGGAACACAGCUAAGAAUACUUCAGCCCUUCUCGUUUGAAAAAAAACAACCUGGGGAAAUGGACAAGCAUGCUAUUUCCAGGUGCUCUGGUUGCCACAACAAGGGCAGGUUUAAAAUACAUAUAUAUAUCACACUAUGAGACCAAGAAGUGCCUUCCAUUUUUAAAAAGUAUUUAUGGGACAGGCUUAACAUCCUGCUGUUAGCUUAGCUUUCCCAGGCUCCCUGCUUGCCCUGUUCCUCAGGUUCAGAUUGAAGCCACAAUCUGAUAACUCAAAUUUAGAUGACCUUGAAGCAGAGGAUGUACUGCGGGAGCUAAGGAAUGCUCCGGCAACGUUAUUCCUUGGUCGGCAAUGCUCUGGGCUUUCCAUGUAGUACCCUGUUCAGUGCAAGACCUAAGAUAGGAUCUGGAAUUCAAAGAAUCACAGAGUUUGCUUGCUUUAAAAAAUCCAGUUUAUGGCUUUUAAUGGUUGCAGAGAAGCAAUCUUGGAAGCCGCAUCUGGGGACCUAAUUGGCUGCUAUGUGCAAAAUGUGCGCCUCAUGUUACCCUGCACCAGAGCAGUCUGUCUCUCCCCCCUGCUGUCUUUUAUUCUCCAUUAUUUCGGAUUUUGUUAGCCUAGUUUUGAUUUUUCUCAAAACAUAAAAUUUUCUAUCACAACACUUUUCAGGUCUUUUCAGAGCUAUGAAUCGUUAUUACUCACUUGCAUAUACAAUAUCUGUUGUAGGGAGAAUGGCGGAUGGGAGUCCCUGCCUAGGUACUUGCUGAUUCACCCUUUCAUAAAAUAAUAAUGGAGCAAAUUAAACAAUCCUGCCCCAGAAUAGGCUAUUCUCAACUCUUGUGAUGAAUAUAUAUAACCCAGAAACUGACGUGUCUCAUGUAGGGACAAAUCAGCUUUGUUUACAUCCUGCAUCUGAUGAAGUCGGCUCUUUCCUAUAAACGUUUGUGCUACGAUGAGUCACUUAGCCUCUAAGGUGUGAUGUGCAGACUUCGUGUUAACAGCGUUCUGUGGCUAGGCAAUCCAAGUUCUGUGUCAACAAGAGCUGUGUUCUUUGACUUGUAUAUAAGAGGUUUGCACAUUUUCUCUUAUCAAUCACAGUUUCUUCUGAGCUUUUGCUAUUUUUGCAGAAUUUGCUCUGGUUUUCUUUUUCCAUGGAGAGGCAAUAAGCCAUACAGAGGACUGAAGCUGCCCGCCCCUGAACCUCUGAUCAUCUUUCUCUAGGUUCUGAGUUUUUAGUAAGCAUAGCUCACAUACUUUCAAAUAUAUAUUCAAAACCAUUAGGACUACAGACUUGCCUGCCUUAAAAAUGAGAUCUGAACUUUUCAGAAAGCUGGAUUCUGGGCACAGAAUCCAGCUUUCUGAGAAGUUCAGAUGUGCCCUUCUUCUGAGCACCUGCAAAAUUGCAGCAUUUGCACAGCCCUACCUUUAAGUUGCUCGAUGUCUCUCUUGUCCUUUGUUUGCUGUAACAAAACAGAACAGCAACCUUUAAGUUGCUCAAUGUCUCUCUUGUCCUUUGUUUGCUGUAACAAAACAGAACAGCUCAGGGUUGUUGGGUUUUUGGCGGUGGGCAAAGAAGGCACACCAGGCUGAGUUAAUCUAGGUGGUAAAAGUCAAGAGCUGCAGAUGUGGUUAGGCCAAGCUAAAUCCUGAUGUCCUUUUAAACAAAACAAGUUUUCCUUCAAAGGAAAUGGCUCAGCUGUUAGAUGAACAUAAAGGCAGCAUUCCAGUUCUAUGUGACUGUUCAUGAAGAAGCUGCUGUUCCCAAGCUUUUCUCUAGCCCCUAACUCAGGUAGCUGACAAGAGAUAGUAAUGAACAGCACCCAGCCUCCCUCCCCAUUGACCAAACUAGCUGGGGCUGAAGGAUGUAAUAGUUCAUACCGUCUGGUGGGCACUGCAUUGGCUACCCCUGCCCUAACUAUUCAGUGGUUAAAGGGAGAACUCUAUGUAAUCUGCAACCGUCUUUCCAACAGGGCGCUUGAGGUGAAGGAGAGUCCCUUCUUCCAGGGUCUAGACUGGCAGAUGGUUUUCCUCCAAAAGGUGAGCAGGGCAGUUGGGAAGACAGUAGAGUUGCUGGGGAUAAAGACUCUGCUCGGUCAUCAUGAAUCAUAGAGUUGGAAGGGACCCCAGGGGUCAUCUAGUCCAACCCCCUGCAAUACAGGAAUCUCCAAUAAAGCAUCCAUGACAGAUGGCCACCCAACCUCUGCUUAAAAACUUCCAAUGAAGGAGAGUCCACAACCUCCCGUGAGAGUCUGUUCCACUGUUGAACAGCUCUUACUGUCAUAAAGCUCUUCCUGAAGUUUAGUCGGAGUCUCCUUUCUUGUAACUGAAUCCACUGCUUCAGGACCUAGUCUCGAGAGCAGAAGAGAGCAAGCUUGUUCCCUCUUCAGUGUGACAGCCCUUUAGGUAGUUGAAGAUGGCCAUCAGGGAAGGAAGGAAUUGUAAGGGAUAAGCAACUCUCCUCUGCUCCUCAGUUGACUCCCCCCCCCCAUGUCUUCACAGUAUCCGCCCCCCUUGAUCCCACCACGCGGGGAGGUGAAUGCAGCUGACGCUUUUGACAUUGGCUCAUUUGAUGAAGAGGACACCAAAGGCAUCAAGGUAUGUGGGGGGCAGCCCUUAACCUACUCUCUGCUAGGGCAGCUGCAGCUUCCUCCUCUGCUCUUUGGUUUGAACAUACCUCUACUUUAAUAAAUAAUAAUAAUAAUAAUAAAUGCAUCUCCCAUUUUUCUUCCAAACGUGGCUCUCAGAGCAGGUUUAAUUACAAAUACACGGUGAGGGCUUCAGCAGCAGCGCUAAUGGGUGGAACUGCAUUGUAGGAUGCAAUACUAUGUUCUGCUACUAGGGAAUAGGAUAAUGCAGACAAAUGAAUGUUACUGGAUUGAUUUGACAAAUGAAUGUUACUGGACUGAUAUGUUGGCUUCAGUCCAUCUAGUUCAGCACCUUGUCUCCGACACUAAGGCCAGCCACAGACCACUGGGAAGCUCACAAGCAGAGCAUGAUGGAGAUAAACACCCCUUCUCUCCCCCCCCACUCGCCUCCAGUAGUUGGAGCUAUGCUGCCUCUGAACAUAGAGGUUUCAUUUAUCCUGGCGAACAGCCAUGCGUGUGUUUAAACCUUUGAAGAGCUACUUGGGUAGUGGCCAGCAUGUCAUCUUUGGUAAUGAAGUCCACAAAGUAAAUAGCACAUAAGACGGGGAUGUUCAGCGUUAGCCAAACUAUUCCUUAUAUGUGGAAGAAGUUUGUCAUACGAUUGCUGCAUCCCCUAGAACCUAAAUCUACUGUUCUGAACAGCAAACUCUGGGAGUGUUUUGAGACAUGUCUAACAAUCCAGUGGUUCUCCAAAUGCCUUAGGUACGAGGGCAAGCAGAAUUUUGUGUAGAGGGGUUUACCGGACUGAGAAAAGUUACUUGACUUUAAGCCAAAGCGAGUUGCAAAGUAAAGAACAGAAAUCACACACACACACGGCAAUAAAGAACUUUACAAUGUGCAUUCAUAGAUAAAUAUACGAAGCAUGUACCCCACUAAAAGGAAGACCAAAAAAAGAGGCAACAGACAUAACUAAAUAACCUCCAAAUGAAGGCUUGAGGGGCUGGGUAAAUAAAACUGGCACCUAAAGGCAAACAAUGAUGGUGCCAAGCUUGCUUCCCUUGGGAGAGCAUUCCACAACCAGGGAGCCACCAUUGAAAAGGCCCGUUCUUGUGUCACCACCCUCUCUGCCCCUCUUGGGGGGAGCACACACAGAAUGCCCUCAGAUGAUGAAUGCAGGACCUGGGCUUGUUCUGGAGGGGAGACCUCUUUUAGGUGGUGGGAUCCUGAGCUGCAUAAUGGUUCCCCCCACCUCUGCAGGCAGGAUAGGAUAGGUGUUGUGUCUGAGUUGGUUGGGAGAGAACUGGAGAGAGCUGAGAUCAGCUGGGAAGUGAUUAGGGAAAACCUGGUGGGUUUCAGUUUUAGUGCCUAGAAGAGGCGAUGUAAGUCUGGGAAGGUGGAGAAGUGUAGAAGGCAGAGCCGGAGAGAAUAUCCAUGUCAAAUACUUAAGAUAGAAAGGAAGAAGUGGGACUCAUCCCAAACCUCCACAAUAGAAGAAUGCUGCUGGAUCAGACCAAAGGCCUAUAGUUCUGCAUGCUGCUUCCCAGUCGGAUAGGCCUCUUAGAAGCCCACAAGGGGGGGACGAGGGCAGUAGCCCUCUCUUGCUGUGGUUUCCCUGGCAGCUGAUAUUCAGAGCAGGGGGACUGUGCCUGUUACCCUGGAAACAAGGGCAACGUGGCUCACUUCUCAUUCCAGCUGUUGGACAGUGACCAGGAGCUCUAUCGCAACUUUCCACUCACCAUCUCGGAGCGUUGGCAGCAGGAGGUGACAGAGACCGUCUUUGACACAGUCAACGCCGAGACUGACAAGCUGGAGGCUCGCAAAAGAGCCAAGAACAAGCAGUUGGGCCACGAGGAAGGUGAGACCCAGGGCUGGUAGGACAAGUGGCAGUGGGUUUCCUCAUCCAGGCUAGCUCUGCUCCAUGACCAAGUCCUCCUCAGCCGCCAUUGCCACCCAGCAUCCAGUUUGCAGGGCACCUGCUUUUGGACACUCUUUGCUGCAACACCCACUAUGGAGAGAAGACAUGGCUGGAUGACUUGGGUUGUUUCCCCCUGAACUGUUCCCUUUGGUGUCUCCUUGUUUUGUUUCUUGUGGGGGUUUUUGUUUUGUUUUUGCCUGUCCUUGAUUCUCUUCUCUUUGCCAUUCCGUACACAGAUUAUGCCCUGGGCAAGGACUGCAUCAUGCAUGGCUACAUGUCAAAACUGGGGAACCCUUUCCUCACGCAGUGGCAGAGGCGGUACUUCUACCUCUUCCCAAAUCGGUUGGAGUGGCGUGGAGAAGGAGAAUCCCCGGUAAGAGGAGAUCUUUCCUCCAAGGAAGGAGGGGAGGGGAUAAUGGCAGGUUUGGGGUGAGGGUGGAGAGUGGAGAGUCUUGCUAUAUACAAGUGUGAGAGCCUAGGUUUGUCUCAUAUGAGUUGGGGGGGGGGUAGGAUUAGGCAUUGAUUGCAGUUCCUGGGGGAUGGGAUUAUGUGGAGGGAUGUAGAAUGCAUGUUUAACCUGGGGUUAUAUAAGUGGCUCUUUCUUUGACCAAAGAUGUUUUGGACCCUACAACAGCAGUCGCUGCUCACCAUGGAAGAGAUCCAGACUGUUGAGGAGACACAGAUAAAGGAUCGAAAGUGCAUCCUCCUAAAGAUCCGGGGUGGCAAGCAGUUUGUCCUGCAGUGUGACGUGAGUUUUUCCUCACAUUGCCUCUCCUAGAAGAAAGUCCAGAGGUUGCCAAAAAUUGGUGAUGGGCAGCCCCCAGUUUCCCUUGGCAUGGUUUGAUGACUGGACAGGACUUAGGAUAAUAUAGCACAUGUUGACUGUUUGAAGUGUUUCACGUACAUUAUCUCAGUGAUUCUUACAAGGCCUUUGUAAGACAGGGGACCAUUGUUGUCCCCAUAGUGCAAAUGGGGGGCGGGGGCUGAAGCUGAGAGAGAACUUUGCUUGCAAAACCCCACCCAGUGAAUACACGGCGGAGGCAAGAUUACAACCUGAGGCUUCCUGAUUUCACGGCACUGUGGUCUAACUCUAAACCACUGAGCCCUAGGGCUUGCCAAUUGGAAGGUCAGUGGUUCGAAUCCCCACAACGGGCUGAGCUUCCGUUGCUUGGUCCCAGCUCCUGCCAACCCAGCAGUUCGAAAGCACGUCAAAGUGCAAGUAAAUAAAUAGGUACCGCUCUGGCAGGAAGGUAAACGGCAUUUCCGUGCACUGCUCUGGUUCGCCAGAAGCGGCUUAGUCAUGCUGGCCACAUGACCUGGAAGCUGUACGCUGGCUCCCUCAGCCAGUAAAGUGAGAUGAGUGCCACAACCCCAGAGUCGUUUGCGACUGGACUUAACUGUCGGGGUCCUUUACCUUUACCUUUUUAUGCUACACUAGUUCAUGGUCUUAUUUCUGUACCUGGCAUUAAUAAAAAUCCUGCUGAGGUCACAUUCUACAUGUUUGGCUGGGCUUGCCUAAACAAAACUGUGUUAAGUAGGCGCUGAAAAGAAUGCAGCCUGAUAUCAAUAAGCAGGGAGUUCCAAAGGGUUGAGUACUGCCACACUGAAAGAGCAAUUUCUUACAAAGGGCUUUUUGUGACACCUGUAAUGGUGCCAGUUCCACAGAUUGAAGCAAAGUAGACUACAGUGGUACCUCAGGUUACAGACACCUCAGGUUACAAACACUUCGGGUUACAGACUCCGCUAACCCGGAAGUAGUACCUUGGGUUAAGAACUUUACCUCAGGAUGAGAACAGAAAUCACAUGGCGGCGGCAGCGGGAGGCCCCAUUAGCUAAUGUGGUACCUCAGGUUAAGAACGGUUUCAGGUUAAGAACGGACCUGCAGAACGAAUUAAGUUCGUAACCAGAGGUACCACUGUAUUCCCAAGCUGUUAAAGGCUUUAUAUAUAAAUAGUAACACCUUGAAUGGUAACAAAUCAGCAACCAGUGCAGAUCUCAGAACAGAAGUGUAAUAUGAUGGCAGGAUCUCCCUCCAGUCAGCAGCCAUGCUGCAGCAUUCUGCAUUAACUGCAAUUUCUGGAUCAAGCACAUGGGAAGGUCCACAUAGAGUACAUUGCAGCAGUAAUUCAGCCUUGAAGUCAAUCGUGCCUGUGAUUAAGCUCUCCUGGUCCAGGAACAACCAUAGCUGUUAUACUAUGUGCAGCUGGUAAAAGGUCUUCUAGCUGCUUAGGGUACCAGAAGCACUAAAAAAUUGUGUGCUUGCCCCUUCAAGAAGAGAGCAACUCCAUUCAAGGUGGGCAAAUGACAAAUUUCUCUGACACAGGAAACACCCACGGUGCCUUCAUCCUGCUAGGGUAGAUCGAUAGUGAAGGGGGCUUGAAGUUUGCAGCUUGUUUUAGUCACUUGGAGGUAUUAGGCCAACACCUUUCUGAAGUUGUAUUCUUGAUUUGGUAGGUUGUUCUGGUCAGAUGAGAUCAGGGGAAGGGUGGAUGGUCCUUUCUUGCAGUUGAAUCAAAUUUGAACCCUCAGGUGUAGGAUGAAUCAGAGGCACAAGUAUCUUGUAGCUCUUGUGUUUGUUUCUCAUUCAAAUCUGAAACAGAUCUUUUCAAGUCUACCCUCACAAGGGGGUGAGCAAGUGUGGGGAGCUUAGGAGAGCCAAAAGAGGAGAUAAGAGUGCGAUGACAGAGCAGAAACAGGAAGUGUAAAACAGUUGUGCGUCCUGUUCUCCCUAUUUAACUCGAUGGCCUGUGUUCCCUUCCUGUUCUGUGAUUUCUUGAAUUCUAUGGUCACGAGGUCCCCUACAGGCUACUGGAGGAGGGGGAGCCCCUUCUCAAUCUAUGGGGAGGGGGAAUGUCCUGUUCAGUUAAGAAAGCUAGUUCACGUUUUAGAAGACUAUAAAUAGGGCGGUGUGUGCUUUGCAUCAAAAGGGGAAGAAAUUUCUCUACAACCAGAAUAAUUAUAUGUAUUCAUCAGAUGUACAGAAUAUAGCUGAAGCUGCAUAAUUCUCUUAGAACUUGUUCAAGCCUAGAGGAGUUGGAGUAGCGUGUGUUAUUGUAUUGGGAGGCAAGGACUUUGCGUGGGUGCAAGAAAUUUAUCCCUUUGCUGGAAAACCCAUCUGCAGUGCAAUCCUAAACUUGCCUACUCUGAAGUUGGCCCCACUAAUUCAGUGGGGUUUUCUUUUCCCCAGGCAAGUUUGUAUAGCGGGGUAGCUAACCCACGGGCCAAAUCCAUCCUCAAGAGUGGAUACACACACAUACCUAGACCUGAAAUAAAUUGACGAUUGAAUUUGUGCUAUUUUUUAAAGCCUGCAUUUUUGCUGAGGUGUCCCUCACUGUCGCUGUGAUGGUCCUACUGCAGGCAGCCUAGCCAGCAUCCCCAAAAUUGGGUGCCUCUGCCUUGACCUUUCAAAGGCACCUCUCCUCCCUCUCAUGCUGCACUGUUGAUAGAUCUAUAGUACUCAGGAAUCUAUAUGUUUUUAACAAAGGCCAUAUUUUGAAUUAAGGGAAGGUUAAUCAUCGGCUGCAUCCAUUGUCUCACUCCCACAUGACCCCAUAUACAGGCAAGCACCUCUUUAAGCCCUCUCUGGUCCAGUAUGAGUAGUCAUAGGGGCUUUGGCAGUCUGCCCUAUAUUGUUCCCCUGAGAUCUGGCUUUUAUGCGCAAGCCAAGCGACAGGCAAAUGUGACUGAGCAGUUGUGAUGCAUAAGAGGAAAUCAACACAAGUAAUAUAUGUGGGAAUUAAACAGCCUUUUGGCUGGGUGUUGGUCCAUGCAGGAGAAAAGCAUCUUAGGUGAAUAACAAGAUGCUCCUUAUGAUCAGGGGCUGUGCUGAGAAAGUCUUUACCUCUGUCUUCCUAUUCCUUCUCUACAGAGAGAAAGUAUUGGUGCUAAUGGGCUGGCACAGAGAGGUGCCAUUAGGAAAUAAUGCCUGAAAGCAUUAACCAUUUGUACACAGCUUCCAGAAUUUUAGUCUGGUGGUUGUUUUCUGACAACAUUUAGAACAUUUAAAAACAAUCACAUGAUUGCACAGCUAAUGAUGUCAAGGGGUUGCCAAGAACAGUAUCUUCCAGCCGCCAUAGGCCUGGUUAAACAGGAAUGUUUUUAAGUUGCUCCCAGACCUUAAUAAUGAGGCAGAUGGAUGCAUCUCACCUGGGAGGGUAUUCCAUAAACCCGGAGCCACCGCUCAGAAGGCCCUGCCUGAGUAAGUGCCAACUGGGCACCAACCAGUUAUGGCAGCACCACUCCCAAGCCGAUUGUAAGGUCCAAGGCGAUUGAUACCCUCUCCUGCCCUGAGCAAAAUAAUGGCUGCUGCCUUGAGAGCUGUCUCCUUUGUAUUCUAGGGGGCCCUCAUGCUAAUCCCUUGCCUUUCCUCUUCCAGAGCGAUCCGGAGUUGGUGCAAUGGAAGAAGGAGCUGCGCGAAGCCUACCAGGAAGCCCAGCAGCUGCUGCAGAGGGUGCCCAAAAUGAAACACAAGCCGCGCUCUCCGGUGGUGGAGCUCAGCAAGGUCCCUCUGCUCCAGCGCAGCAGCAGCAGCACCAACGGCCUCUGACCCUCCUUGACUUCCUCUCCCAUCCUUAAUUUAUUUGGCUGGGUUUGUCCACCAUCCCCACCCUCUCUCCUGUCUCCUUUCGCUGAUCAUUGUGAUGUCCACCCCAGCCCCCUGGGGUAUUAUAGUGAGGGGGUGGGGCAUCCAGAAGGUGUGGGACAGACUUCCCUCUCCCCAUCCCCCAGCACAGGGGGACCAAUACCCAUUUGAGGGGAAGGAGCCUGGUUGGCAAGGUGGAUGAGCGUCUACCCCACCCCUCCUGCCCCCCACAAAGGAAAGCUGGGAUUAAAGCCCUGCCUCUAAAUAGGACCAAUGGAAGGAGAUGCCCUGAGGUGUGCCACACAUCUUGUGUCCUCCCUGCUUCUUCCCCUGUGGCUGCCAGACAUGCGCUAGAGCACUCACGAGAGAGCCUGCUGGCUUAGGCCUUGCUCCCCAUGGAGUGGCUGGCAGGGCAUGUCCUCUCAGGUGAGCGAGUCCCUUCACACCAGCUGAGGGGAAGAGACGCACCGGCACAACAACCCGUGUUCCCAGCCCCUUUUCUUUCCAGCGCCAGGCUCUGGCAUACGGUUCCACAGCAGGCCCCGUGCAGAAAGGGCGCCCUGGUUCUGGCGUAGAUGGGAUAGCUCAAAAGAGUGUAUUUCCCGCCACCCGUCACUCACAGAAUAUCGGCUAGGCAGCCACUGUGCCAUAAGCAAUCCCCUUCAGCAUUGGCUGUGUUUGCACUCUAGAGUGUGAUAAGGAAUUGCCUUGAAACGCUUACACUGUAACGAAAAUGUCUAACAAAAAAAUGAAGGCUUGCUCCUGUUCUGUUCUCUUCCCUUCGUCCCUGAGUUCACAUCCUGAAUCCUUCCCUACCACCCUCUUCUGGUCCCGCCAAUUGCCAUUCCAAAUCCUGAAUUCCUGACCUGGGGCAGCGGCUGCUGCUGCUGCUCUUGCUGCCGCCUCAGAGUUGUGGCCUGCCCUCUGCCUCUUGCCACCCUGCUCUCCCAGGCAUUCUCUUAUCAACUGUGCCAAAUUUCAAGAUUAUUGUUGUGCCCUUCCCAGUUGGCCCCGUGGAGUCUGCAAAAAGUCGUACUCCCUGGGGCCGAAUCUGGACAAGCUCCUUGCGUUUGGCUUGCCCAGUCUCUGUACUAUUGCCUCUGAAUCUUCUCCUUGGAGUGGGAUGAGAACUGCCUCUUGCUCUGCUGUCUCUACUGCCAAAUGCCCAUCUUGCUUUGCUGUGGAAAGAGGGGAGGGGCAGCAGGUUUCAUGCCAAAAGAGAUUUCUGAGCUGCCUGGCCCCUCUGCUCUCAGGGCCUCUCUGGGCUGAGCCUGGAGUGGGGGGAGUGGGGGGUGCGGUCACUGGAAGCUCGGCCUGGAUGAGGCCCUGUGCCAAGUCCCAAGUGUCUGAAGGAUUCUGUAAAUAUCUUUGUGCCAAGGGGGGGCCUGGCUGGGUGUGGAAAAAACUAGGCCCAUUCUGCCCCUCCCUUCCAGUAUCCCUCUGUAUUAACAGCUCCCCCCACCCACCACCUCCCCUUCCCCUAGCAGUGUUACGGUUUCUCCCACAGGAUGGGGAGAAAUAUCAGGUUGAAUUGACCCUGUACCCCUCCUCCUCCUCCUCCUCUUCCCUCCAUCUGCGGUUUAACAGAGGGGUUAAGGGUAGAUGGCUUUCAGUUGGGGAUCAGGUCUCUCAUCCCCAUGGUGUCAUGCCCCAAGCGCAUGCGAUUGCCUCUGCUGCAUGCCCCCCCCCACUCCGCCUCAUGUGAUGAGUUUUUGCCUGUUCUGCUACAUGGCUCCCACAUUCCUCCCAAGGCGAUUGGCCCUGGGAGGGGGAGGGGUAGAGCGGGAGCCCCCCCUUUCCCUGCAGUGUUUGUAAAUAUUGAUCUCUGGUUUGUCUCUCUGGGUUAUUAUUAUGGAUUUUUUGCCGAUUUUUGAAUGUGAUUUUAAUGAGUGGGAUAAAAAGACUGUUUUUAUAAUAAAAAAAAUCCAAAACCC